GGUUCAUUUUACGGACACGAACUUACGAUCAGACAUCGUGAUUAAGUUGCUAGACGCUUGCAGUAAUGGUUUAUGGGAUCUGUUAACCUGUGAUGUCGAUACAUUUGUUUUUAAUUUUAAAGCACUUUGAUUAAAAUUGGAAUGGCCAGUAAAGUUUGGAAUUCUGAGAUAUGGAAAACUUGGGAUAAGCAUGGAAAAAAUGACUUCCUCAAGCUAAUCAAGCACUUAUUUAAGGAAGGCAACGCAGCUGAAUGGAGACGGGGAUUAUACGAAUUGAUUUCAAAUGGAAUCCGUGGAAACAUAAAAAAGGAUAAUGUUAUUGCAACAUUAAGCGAAGUUACUAAUAUUGAUUGGACGAUACCAUCAGCAAUAGUUGAUAUAUUUACCUUAAUUGAUGCAGAAGUUCACACUGAAGAUAGGAAUAAUUUUUAUUAUAUUGUAAAAGAAUCUGAGAAGGUAUUAACGGACAGAAUAAUAAAAGAACGUUUAGAAAUUGAAACAUUGCAGGAUGUAGGAACAUUAAAGAACCGAAGUUUUCAAACAAAAUUUAUUAAAGUGAAAACGAAAUUAUACUACAAACAACGAAAAUUUAAUUUAUUCAGAGAAGAAAGUGAAGGUUAUUCCAAACUUAUUGUAGAAUUGAAUCAGGAACGUCCAGAAAGUGAAGUGGCGUCAAGUUUAGAAAUAGUGAAGUCAUUAAUUGGAUAUUUCAACCUUGAUCCUAAUCGCGUACUUGACAUUUUAUUAGAGACUUUUGAAAAUCGAUCAGAAGCCGAUGCAUUUUUUAUACCUUUAAUUCGUUCGUAUAUGAGCGACCAGCAAGUACUUUGUGAAGUUUUAGGAUUUAAAUACAGCUCUACUAUCAAUGCAACUCCAUUUUCCCUACAAAAGCUCACUGCACUGAUGCUACAACAUUCUGUAAUACAAUUGGAUGAUAUGCUUCCUUGGCUCGUACCAGAUGAUGAAACUAUUACUAAAGAAUACGAGCAAUCAUUGAAGCAGGCUAAAGAAUACGUUCGUAAGUUAAGUGUCAUUUCAACUAAAGAUAAAGAAGAAGUACCAGAAGAAAAAGAAAAUCCACAGGCUAAAUAUGCAAGUAACCAAAAAUUUGGUUUAUGCGAAGCAUUGUUAGAAAUAGGAGCUUGGGAAGUAACGCAAGCUCUUUUUAGUCGAUUACCGGAACAUUGCUUUACAGAUCAACGUCCUAUUGCAUUAGCAUUAUGCAGAAUGAUUCAAUCUCUUAUUGAACCUGUCUAUCGAAAGUAUUGCAUAAUAUCACCUAAAUUACAAGGUCGAAAAGUCCCUCCAUUAAAAAAUGCUUUAGCACCAAAACCAAUAUGUAGUUUAGAAGAGAUACAUGAUCAAUUAUUACCUAUGUUAAUAGUUCUUGGUCCUAAUUUACAUCAUGAUCCUAUUUUGUUAUAUAAAGUUAUGAGAUUGUGUCAUGCUGCUAUCAAACAGUGUCCAUUGGAUGCAAACAAACUACCAGUUGACAAAAACAAUAUCCUUUAUUAUGAUGUAUUGACAAUACUUGAUGUAGCAUUGUUACCAUCAUUAUCUUUCAUGGAUUGUAAUUGUUGUGUAGCUGAAGAAUUAUGGAAUAUUUUAAAAUACUAUCCAUAUCAGAAUCGUUAUUGUUUGUAUGCAAGAUGGAAAAAUGACACUCCUCUUCAACACGCGGCUUUACUCAGAAAACGAGCAGAUGCUCAGAAAAAAAUUAAAUCAAUCAUGAAAAGAGUUAGCAAAGAAACAAUUAAACCUGUUGGAAGAUCGAUUGGCAAACUAACUCAUUCUUCUCCUGGGGUAUUGUUUGAUUAUGUUCUUAUACAGAUUCAAUUAUAUGAUAAUCUCAUAGGACCAGUCGUAGAUUCAUUAAAAUAUUUAACAAACAUUUCUUACGAUGUACUUGGAUAUUGUCUUGUGGAAGCAUUAGCAGGGGCCGAUAGGGAUAGAUUCAAACAUGAUGGAACCAGUAUAUCUUUAUGGUUACAAUCUCUCGCAUCAUUUUGUGGUGCUAUUUUUAAAAAAUAUAAUAUAGAACUUACAGGUUUAUUGCAAUAUGUAGCGAAUCAACUUAAAGCACAAAAGAGUUUAGAUUUAUUGAUAUUAAAAGAAAUAGUACAAAAGAUGGCAGGCAUUGAAGCUGCCGAAGAAAUGACUGCUGAUCAAUUAGAUGCCAUGGCCGGAGGAGAUUUAUUGAAAAAUGAAGCCGGAUAUUUUAGUCAGGUUCGUAAUACGAAGAAAUCAUCACAACGUUUGAAAGAAGCACUUGCCGAACAUGAUUUAGCUGUAGCUCUUUGUUUAUUAAUGGCACAACAAAAACAUUGUGUUGUAUACAGAGAAACAGAUAAAUCUCAUUUGAAACUCGUUGGAAAAUUAUAUGAUCAAUGUCAGGAUACAUUGGUACAAUUUGGUACAUUUUUGGGUUCUACAAUGACAGUAGAUGAAUAUGUGGAAAGAUUACCAUCAAUACAUUCUAUGCUACAGGACAAUCAUAUACACGCAGAUGUUGCAUUUUUUCUUGCACGACCAAUGUUUGCACAUGCGAUUAAUAUCAAAUAUGAUGCUCUUCGUAAAGCUGAUCCAAAUUACAAGAAAAUGUCUAGUGCUAUAAAACAGGCUAAGUACGCAGAAGCUGCACAAGCUGUAAUGGCACCAGUUGCUCAAUCGGUUAGACCAUUACAUCCAUUAAAAGUAUGGGAAGAUAUUUCACCACAAUUUCUAGUUACAUUUUGGUCAUUGUCUAUGUAUGAUCUGUACGUUCCUGUUGAAAGUUAUCAAAGAGAAAUAAAUAAACUAAAGCAACUUGCUAUUCAAGCUGCAGAUUCCAAAGAUAUGAAUGCUAGCAAGGGAAAGAAAGAACAAGAAAGAUAUACUACUUUAAUAGAAAAACUACAAGAUGAAAGAAGGAAGCAAGAAGAACACGUUGAAAAAGUAUUUGCAUAUCUUAGACAAGAGAAAGAUUCCUGGUUUUUAUCUCGAAGCGCAAAAUCUGCAAAAAAUGAAACAAUAACGCAAUUUUUGCAAUUGUGUUUAUUCCCUAGAUGUACAUUUACAACAGUAGAUGCUAUGUACUGUGCAAAAUUUGUUCAUACUAUUCAUUCAUUAAAAACAGCUAAUUUUUCAACACUCCUUUGCUAUGAUAGACUUUUCUGUGAUAUCACAUAUUCAGUCACUUCGUGUACAGAAAACGAAGCAAAUCGUUAUGGCAGAUUUUUAUGUGCCAUGUUGGAGACAGUGAUGAGAUGGCAUUCAGAAAGAGCAAUAUUUGACAAGGAAUGUAGUAACUAUCCAGGAUUUGUUACUAAAUUUCGUGUAAGCAAUCAAUUUUCAGAAGCAAAUGACAUGGUCGGUUUUGAAAAUUAUAGACACGUAUGUCACAAAUGGCAUUAUAAAAUUACAAAGGCCAUCGUAGUUUGUUUAGAUUCUAAGGAUUACGUGCAAAUAAGAAAUUCUUUAAUAAUAUUAAUUAAAAUAUUACCACAUUUUCCCGUAUUAUCAAAACUUUCACAAAUAUUAGAACGUAAGGUUGAUAAAGUUAAAGAAGAGGAACGUGGCCAACGUCAAGAUUUACAUAUCCUAGCAAUAUCUUAUAGUGGCCAAUUAAGAGCUAGAAAUUCCUGUAUGAUACGUGAAUCAGAUUUUCAUCAUGUUGGCGAUAAGGCGGGUAAAGCACAGGAUUCAUCAAGUAAUGAAACAGUAGAAAAAGUUAGUAAUGGAAUUAGUAAAGAGAUAAGUAAUGGCGAUAGCAGAACAGAAAAAGAAAACAAAGAACAAAGAGAAAAACGCAGUGCAGUAAAUCAAGCUCAUCACAGCGAAAGUUCAGAAAAACUUCGGAAAAAAGAGGAAUGUAAAGAUGUUGCAGAUGGUAAAGAAAAACACAUCAAAAAGGAAGAAUCUAAAGAAGAAGAUAACAUUGAUAAAAAAGAUCGCAAAUAUUACAAAGAAGAACAUUAUUAUAGUGGUGGUGUGGAUAAUUUAGAUAGAGAUCUUUCUAGUGUGUCAAAUAGUAGUGCCAGUUCAGGACCAACACCGGAUGGAACCGAGAGAGUUUCAGAAGCCAAAAGAAGAAAACUUGAAAGUACCCCAAAGCAGGAAGGUAGGAGAACAGAAGCUACUCUUGAAAAAAAGGAACGUUCAAGCAAAACUAAAGUACGCGACGAACAAAAAGAACUUCGCAGAGAAAAAAAGUUAGGACGGAAAAGAGAUCGAGCUGAGGAAUCUUUGGUGCAGACUGAACAAAAACGAAGAAAAGAUGAUGAAAGAGCCAAAGGAGUACAUCAAAAUGGAGACGUAACGGAACAUAGAGAAAAACAUCAUUACAGCAAAUUGAUAAAGACGUCCACUUCGAGUAUAUUGAAAAGAUGAGACGGGAGACAGUAGCAAAGACGAGAAAACAUAGGAAAAAUCUCCGUAUACUAAGGAACGUACACAUGAACGUGAAGGACGUGAGAACAGAGACAAACA
Polistes dominula (European paper wasp) is the source of this 4467-nucleotide messenger RNA. RefSeq names its product THO complex subunit 2-like protein (gene tho2). Gene Ontology annotation, molecular function: mRNA binding. The record is from RefSeq and is a predicted model, not a curated record. Gene Ontology annotation, biological process: mRNA processing; mRNA export from nucleus. Lineage: Eukaryota; Metazoa; Arthropoda; Insecta; Hymenoptera; Vespidae. Gene Ontology annotation, cellular component: THO complex part of transcription export complex.